ACGCACUGCCACUGCAGUGAUAUUCUUAAAUCGUCCUUCGUAUGCCGUGAACUGCUGUUUUCCUCCGUCCUCAUUACUACAUACUUAUAUAUAUACAAUGGCCGCUCACCAAUUGACAGAAGACCACAUUGCUGAAUUCAAAGAAGCGUUCUCGUGGUUUGACAAAGAUGGCGAUGGUACAAUAACUGCUACUGAGCUGGGAUUCGUCGUUAAGGCCCUUGGAAUUCCAGCAACCGCGCAAGAACUAGAAGACAUGAUUGAUGAAGUAGAUGACGAUGGCAACGGAACAAUUGAUUUCCCGGAGUUCCUAACUGUCAUGGCAAAGAAGCUGAAAGAAGGUGACGAAGAUGAACUUCAAGAAGCAUUCCGGGUGUUCGACAAAGAUAAUGGUGGCUCAAUAUCUUACCAAGAAUUACGUGACGUCAUACGAAAUCUUGGGGAAGAUUUGACCGAUGGUGAGAUAGAUCAAAUGGUACGUGCAGCUGACAUCGAUGGAGACGGAGAAAUUGAUUUUGAAGAAUUCCAGGCUAUGGUCAUUCCUCAUCCAAAUGCUCCAAGAAUAUAACGGAUAUAGAUUUACUACAAAUGUUGUAUGUCUUUUUUUAGACUUCCGCGCAAUGGUGUUACCGAGAGAGUAGAACACUUGUCGUUAAUGUACACGAGAAGGUCGUAUUUACGGGGUUUCACAUCUAUCACGUGAUAUAUGACGCACCUAGUACUGCAAUAGACACAGCUUUUAGUUGUACGUCGUCAAUCAUUCCAUAAGUUAUACAUUCACCAAAACCAGUUAAUGAACUGAACCUUUGUUGAUGUAGACCAGUCAGUACAUAGUAAACACAUAGUGUUUUAGUGACUCAAUAUAAGCAUAGUUAUCAUUUUAUAUUUAUAUAUAAACUAUAAAUGCUAUUGCUUUUGGGCUUGGCGUGUAUACAUUGCCACAUAUGUGUGUUAUAUGAAUAUGUACUUCCACAGGCAUGUAUUUAGUGUUGUGUGGAGGCCAGCUUUUGUUCUAUUUAACCAUUAUGUUUCAUUUCGGCUGAUCAAUUUUCUAUUUCUGAGGAAGAUAAUUUACAAGCUUUAAAGUGCAAAUGCGCUAGAUUUAUGUUAUAAUUUUACGGGAUUAUUCUCGGUACGAAAUCAUGUCAACAUGUGUAGUUUACUUUAAUAUAUCGUGAAUCAGCAAUUUUAAUUCAUUCCCAAGUAGAUAGUCCCACAUACAUCCGCCAAUAAGUGUCAUUACAGUUGUGUUUUGUCACGCUUUCUUAAUCAACACGUUGUUGGUUACAACAACCAGAUUCCAACACCUCCGAGCAUUUUGUGAACCGACCAAUGCUACCAUGGGUAUUUUGUCAUGUAUAUUUAUAGAGAUGUUCAUUCGUUGUAGUAGAUUUCACCAAUUGUAAAUAUGUAAAAUAACACUAGAUGUAAUUCAUAUCAUCAUCGUUCUAUAUUUUAUGAUAUUUCGCACCCUGGUGUUUACUUGGGGUUGGCGUUCAUAAGAAAUUUAUAAAAUGCAAUAAAUAUAAUCUAUAUAAGCUUUAAGUGAAUGCAAUACCGCAUAGUUGUUUGCAUUGUAUAAAUACAGUCAAUUCUUUGUUGGGGUCAAAGGUGAAAGUUGUACAAUAAUAAAAAGUGUUACAGAUCGUCGUCGUCACUUAUUUUUCCCAGAGAACAAUACAUCAAGACACACCGAUGUUGCUUGUCAUGUCGGAAAUGAUACACCGAAAUGAAUGAUUAUUAAUAUAAAUGUAAAUCUUUUAAACGACAUUAAGCACAUUGGUAUUUGUUGCUGCCUUGUUCCAUUCAAGUGGGCGCUUUGUCCGAGCUAACCGUUCUAAGGGUCUAGCCUGUGUUUUAAGAGUGGGUCACAUUUUGCUCGUACUUGCUAUUUCUUAGCAUAUACUAAGUGUUUGCGCAUGAUUUCUUGACACGGGCUAACGUUUUUAAUCACAUAGCCCGUGGCAAGAACCUGUGUAUGUAACUAUCAUCUCUUGAGGUAUAGGUCAUCCUUAUUAUAUGGAAUGAAAUCAUCGAAGUGUUCUCUCCUAUACUGGUUACACGUCACUAUAGUAAACAGGGUAAAUUAACGUAUUAUAUGUAUUAUGUACAUUUUAUUACUCAUUAUAAAUGUUAGAUAUUGUUUACAAUUCUACAGUAUAUUUUGGACCAAUAAAAUAGGAUUU
Messenger RNA from Saccoglossus kowalevskii, 2183 nucleotides. Its product is annotated as neo-calmodulin-like. Gene Ontology annotation, molecular function: calcium ion binding. Gene Ontology annotation, cellular component: myosin II complex. The record is from RefSeq and is a predicted model, not a curated record. Lineage: Eukaryota; Metazoa; Hemichordata; Enteropneusta; Harrimaniidae.